GAAACUACUGGUCUUGGACCUAUGUUAGAAAAAACUAUAUUUAAGUUAGAUUAAAUAUGGGCAAUGUAUUUUUAUGUAUCAAAAAAUCUUAAUUAGUUGAAUGACAUCGUGUAGAUAAACAAAACAUAACAAAUAAGUAGAUAUUAGAAAGAAAGAAAAAAGUUUAUUAAAAAAUUUAUCUACUUUCUAAGCGACAACAAAUAAGUGAUUGUGUCACACACUCCAAUCUGGUGUAAAACCUGGCUCAGUUUGGAAAGCAUGCAAACUGAUUUCACAUAAUCAUGAGAAGAAGAAUGGAUCCCGAAAUCCGCAGAAGCCUGGAAGGUUUAAGUCCUGUAACAAAUAUCGAAUUGGAUGGAAAAGAAGUUACUUGUAGAGUUGACGAGUUGAAACAGUUAUCUGUGCUUGGAAAUGGAAGCUUUGGAGUUGUUUUUGAGAUGCAGCAUGUACCAACCCAAAAGAUUAUGGCUGUCAAGAAAAUAAAAUUCGUUACUUCUGACAAAGAUAAAAUGAAACGUUUAGUACGAGAUUUGGAGAUUUCAAAGAAAGUUGAUAGUGAAUAUACUGUGAGAUGUUUAGGAACACUUUUCAGUGAGGGAGAUGUCUGGAUACUUAUGGAAAAAAAGGAUCUGUGCUUGGAGCAAUUUUAUCAGUAUGUUAUCAAUUCCACUGAUAUUCCUGAAGCAUUUUUGGCUAAAACAACUUUAAUUGUUGUAAAAGCUUUGCAAUAUCUGAGAAAAGAAUUAAAAAUAAUGCACAAAGAUGUUAAACCAUCAAACAUAUUACUUGAAAAGAACGGAGGAGUUUGUGUAUGUGACUUUGGUGUUAGUGGACCUCUGGAUGAUUCAUUUGCCAAGUCAAUGAAUGCUGGAUGUAAAGCUUACAUGGCUCCUGAAUUGAUUGAUCCUGAUCUAUCACCUGUACAAAAUGAUGUCCGGUCAGAUGUCUGGAGUUUAGGAAUAACGCUGAUUGAAGUAGGAAAUGGAAAAUAUCCAUACACAAUUACUUCAAAUCCCUUUGAUUUUGUGAAAGAGAUUGUUGAAGGAGAUCCACCGAAAUUAACUCCUGGCAAAUACUCAAAGAAUUUUGAAAUGUUUACUGCAUUCUGUUUGACAAAAGAAGUUGAAAAGCGACCCAAAUAUGAAGGUCUUCUUGAUCACAUAUUUUUACAAAAUGCUGAAAAGGACGACUUCAAUAUGAGUGAAUAUUUAUCACCACUUAUUGAAAAGUACCUAUUGAAGACAUAGCAUAUACAUCUACAGUUUUUAAGAUUACUGCCAAGAGUAUUAUCUAGAUUAUCAAAUGCAAACUGGUAAUGUUCCUGGAUAUGCACUAUAUCCAACAUUACUUGACUUGCCUCUGACUUUCUUCCACCUUAAAUAUUUCUGUUUGAUAGACACAUGAUGAGAAACGACACUAAUACAUACUAAUGAUAAAAGUUCUGCUGGUUUCUCUCAUUUUAUACUCAUCAUUUUUUACAACAUUUCCAUUCUGAUUUCCACAUGUAACCCAUCUGAAGCUUCCACUGAAAUAGGCUCUCACUGUUGCAUUCAAAUUUUUUUAUCAAAGUUUCACAGUAACACUUUCAUGUUUCAUUAUUUUCAAUGUUACUUAGGCAGUGAGUGAGUUGACAGAAUUGCUAGCACAUGAGACAAAACUCUUUAGCAACAUUUUUUUCUGGUUUUAUGUUCUGAGUUCAAAUGUUAUGAAUCGUUUUGGCUUCCAUCCUUUUGGGAUUGAUGAAAUAAAUGCCAUUUGAGCAUUGGGGUCAAUGUAACUGACUAGCCCCCUUUCUUGAAAUUUCAGGCAUUGUGCCUAUUGUAGAAAGGAUUAUUAUUAAUGUUACUGACAGUACAAUGCUCUUCCAUGUCAGUCUAAUUUGUCUUAUAGUUCAAAAUACUUUGAAAGCAUUUCAUUCAUUUCCUUGACAUAUAACACUAAAAUACCUCCUCCUCUCUGCCUGUCUUUUACCUAGCUGUACCUGACUUUUAACUUCUGGACAUUGUUCCUCUGCAUAUUAGCUAUUAGCUGAACUAUUGCUUCCCUGUGUUGCUCUAUUUGACCAGCCUCUGCUGUAACUAUAAAAUCCCAUAAGAAAUUUGAUUGCACAAAGUAUAAUGUGAUUAUCUGAAAUGAUAUAUAAUUAAUCCUGGAAAGUAAUAAAAUGAAUUAAACAUUUCACAAUGGGAGGUCAUGAUGUUGAAUGUGCUACAUGCUUCCCAAUCAUUGCUAUAUAAAGCUACUCAUGUGACACUUUGUGUGUAGCUGUAUACAGCUGAAAGGCUCUUCUCAUUUUUCUCAAAAAAAUUUUACUGGAUAAACACUUCCCAGUUUACCUGUGUUAGAUGUAAUGUAAUUUGAAAUUGAAAUUGCAGAACUUUUAGAGGCUAAUCCCAAUUAUGCUUAUUUUAGGGUGUGGAAGAUGUUGUUCCUACAAUAGAUUUAGCUCCUUGCUACCUCCUAAAAUAGGUUAAUGACUUGCAGUAAGUGAUACUUAGAGAAUAGUUUGCUAUCCUCCAUAGUACAGCAGUUCUCUGUUUCUGACUUUGUAUUCAAAUAAGCAAUAUUUGAUUGCACUGUGUGGAAGUUGACUCUCCCUGUCAUAUGCCUAUUUUCUUGUCAUAAUGGUUUUCAGUCUGAACUGACUAUUCUUUAACCUAUGCUAGGGAACAAAAGAUACACUCCUUACAAUGGAUAAUAUACAUUGCGUUAAUAAUUGUUUGGCUAUCUCUCUGAUUCUUGGUUCCACCUGACUAAUGACUCAGAAGAUGGUUGGCUAGUUGACUGACUCCAAGUUAUUACAUAAACAAGACCACCAAACAUUUAGCAUAUGACAAAAUCUUAUAACAGAUUAUGCACAUGCACACUUUACGUAUAUAUAUAUAUAUAUAUAUAUAUAUAUAUAUAUAUAUAUAUAUACACACACACAUAUGAUGGCUGUUGACUCAUAAAACAAUUAAGACCAUGGCUGACUAAAUAUAGCACUGCAUAACAUAUUGUGAAAACGACAAUGGUUCUUGAAUCCUGCUAGCAACUUACAGAACUUGUUGCAGAUUUGACAUUCAUACAAAUUCUUCUGACUUUUUAAUUGUUCUGGAUCAUUCUGGCGAUUUUUUUCAGUGCACCCUCAUAUGCCUGAAUACUCUGAGUGAUUUAUAUACAUGUUUUCGGGAAAAUAGUGCAUGUGAGGUUGGCCCCAGCAAGAAAAUCAUUGUAGUUUGUUACAGGUCUUUCUCUGUGGCUUCUCUGGUGACUCACUAGGCCUGUGCAAAACAAACAUAUGCGGCCAUAGACUUCAGACUUGAUGAGGAACUGUAGGGUCAAUGGAAUUGUCAUUUCAUUCUGAUCUCAUUAAGCGUGCCCACUUGUUUGCAUUUCACUGGAAUAUGCUCACUUCAUCUUAGACUCUUUGCUUCCAGGUUUUCCUAUCAUGUGAUAUGUCUUCCCAUACCUGUUCAGAAAUCUCUCGGAUUCCAAGCAAUUAUUUUAUAUUGUCCUUAAAUUGCUUUCUUGGCCUAUGUUGUGGUUGAGUACCUUGUGACAGUUUGCCAUACAUUUGCUUGAGAAUUCUACUGUCAUGAAGAUGCACAACAUGACCAACCCAACACAUAUGGUGACAGUGAAUGUUGGCCUCAAUACUCACUGCAUUGGCUAAAACCUCUGUGUCAAGGGUAUGUGUCAUCCAGUGGAUGCCCAAGAUAUUUCUCAAACAUUGCUGAUGAUAACACUCAAGUGUUUUUAGGUGUGGCAGUACACUACCCAUGUUUAACACAAAAAUAUGCAUGUGUUGUAGACUGCCAGCUUCUCUGGGACCAGACACAACUCUUCAGAGGAGCAAAGGCAUCAGUGUCCCUUUUACAUUCAUGCAGUGAUCUCAUCGUCCAUAGAGAAGCAACUGUUGGUAAUGCUGCCCAGGUAUGUAAACUUACCAACCACCUUCAGUUUGUGGCUAUCAACAUAGAUAGCUCUAUAUAUGGCAAUCUAGGUGCAGGUUGGUACAUUACUACAGUUUAGUCAAGGCUGAUGGUGAAAUCAAAGGUCUUGCAGGAGUGUGAAAAUCUAUCCAUCAAGUUUUGCAUCAUCUCUGCACUGUGUGGCUCAAGAUACAAUAAUUGGCAUAUAAGAGGUCAUGUACCAAAGACUGGAGAGUUUUUGUCACAAAAUGCCAAAUGGGCAUAAUGUUCAAUAUUGUAUGUACACACCUUCCUCACAGUCUCUGAAAGCAUGCAGAACUAUAGAGAAGAUUGUGAAUUCUGUUGGGGCAUCAUUUUUAACCUUCUACUAGUGUGGUCAUCUACGCUUCAGAGCAAGUUAGUCUUGUGCUACCUCCACUUGAGCACUUCUGAUUCACUCAUCUUUUCUCCUCUCAACCUGUACUAUUCACCAAUCUCAGUCCUUCAUUCUCAGAAUGUUGCCUCUCUGGGAUUCCCACUCUGUGUGCAUUUUUCCUUCAGCUCUCAACUUGCAAUUAUUCAUAAAGGGUGUUAACAACUUGGAUUUAACUAGUUUUGAGAAGCAGGGGUGUGAGUACCUUAAGCCACUUCACUGCCCAAACCUAUAAAAUAAAAAGGAUCAUUAUUUUAAUCAAAACUUCAAUCAUCCCAUGAAUGAGUUCAUCUCUUGAAGGACAUUUCUCUAGGCAGUAAAUACCACAAGGAAUGUACACUGGUAGACACAAACACUUUUAAGGGACAUCAUUGAGAUAGCUUGACUUGCUAUGAGUAGCAGCCAUAUCACCCUCAAAUCACAUCCUACUAACUUGAAAUAGGUGAGGAUACAUUGAAUAAUGUAUUCCAAGUUGCCUCUAAAGUGGUAGGGUGAGUUGACCCUGUCUGGAAUGCAGUUGAUCAAAGGUCUGUUUCUUUAUCUAGACAUAGACAUCCAUCUUUCUCUUUCACCUUAUGCACACACACACACACACACAUGCAGAGUUUACGUGGUUUCUGUUUGUACCAAGUUUUACUCACAUCAUAUACGUCAAUCUAAAGCUGUAGUAGAAGACACUUUCCAAGGUUCUGCUCAUUGGGACUGAACCUAGAACCAUGUAACUGUGAAGCAAACUGCUUUUCCCCAUAGCCAUGUCAUUUGUGUCCAAAUGUUUCCAAAAUUUCUUAAAACAUUAUUAUACGCUUGAGAUUAAGUGAUAGCAAAUUACUAACUCUUUAGCAUUCAGAUUACUCUGUAAAAUGUAAUGCUUAUUUAUUCAUGUUGUUUUGAAUUAAUCAUCCAUUAUCUCAUAGCUUCACAAUUUUGAUAAUGUGAUUGUUUAUUUUUAGAAUGACAUUUCAGGGUAGGUGUGAGAAACCAGAUCUAUCUGGUUUGAUCAUAAAACCAGUAGAACAUUUAGGCUGGAUAUGGCUGGCUUAAAUGCUAAAGGGUUAAAUAGAAGUAAUUAGUUUUGAAUAAUUGAAUUUGAUUUAUUAAAUGGGAUGGUUAGUUUUAAACAAAUAUAAAAAUCUCUGUGAUUAAAAUCCCACUAUGUUUUCAUUAUUUUUAUCAGAAACUAAAGUAGAUACAAAGACAAAACCUUUCAUAUCUUUAAAGGCUUCAACAUAUUUCAUUUAACAGAAAAUGCAAUUAUGCAGAGUACAUAAUUCAUGGGAGCUGUCUAUUCUAACCUGUACAAGUCCAUGGAUAUUAACCAUCCACUGACAUUAGACAUUACAAACACUAUUUCACUGCAGUUCUAAAAUAACUGCCUUUUAAAUAGUUCCCAGAAAAAAUUUACAGACGUACAUUCCAAAAUAUUUAACAAAUCAAAAUUAUUGCACUUCCAUUGAGUUUAUCUUGCCUCUUAUAAUCCCCACCAAAUCCUCUGGAUAUUCUGUACCAAAUUUGAUAUGUUUAAUCUGAAAUAUUGCAUCUUGUGUAACUGUAAUUUGGUUCAAUACAGAUAAAAACAUGGUAUGUCUGCUGCAAUCAGGAUAUAUAUAGUUCUUCAUUCUUGAUUUGUAAGCUUUGGAUUGAAAGAAAUGAAAUCAACUGUCUAUAUUUAUAAAUAAAAGAAUUUUUUAAUGAAAUUAUGAAAAUAAUAGCUAAUAAAAAUCUUUUGUUUAUGAAAACUAUAAA
This is a messenger RNA of Octopus bimaculoides (California two-spot octopus), 6069 nucleotides long. Its product is annotated as dual specificity mitogen-activated protein kinase kinase 2. Gene Ontology annotation, biological process: stress-activated MAPK cascade; protein phosphorylation. Lineage: Eukaryota; Metazoa; Mollusca; Cephalopoda; Octopoda; Octopodidae. Gene Ontology annotation, molecular function: ATP binding; MAP kinase kinase activity. The record is from RefSeq and is a predicted model, not a curated record.